AGAAGCGUAAUUUGUUAAAAUUAUAAAAUAUCUAUGAACUCCGGUUUAAAUCAUUUCAUAUCUUUAUAGAAAAAAACAAUUUUAAAGAAAAAAAAUAUGUACUUCAAGUGCUGGACAAAUUUAAUUUAAUUUUAGCGUAAAUUCAAAUAUGAAACUCAUACAAUGUCAGUAUUUUUCACAUAACUAAGCCAAUAAUGUUCAGAAAAUUGAUUACUAUAUCUUAUUGAGCUUGUAAUUAAAUUUAAACUAUAUCUGCAAUCUAGCCUAAACAAUUAAAUUUUUGGUAAAUUAUUACAAAAAAUGCGGAACUUUGCAAAUUCCGACUUUACUGCGAAAAAUUAGUUUUUUUAGUCAAAAGAAAACCAAACUAAAACCAACUGCCCAAAAAUGAUAUAUAACAUGUUAGACAUCGUUGGAAAUCAAUGCUUUUUUAAAACCGGCGCCAAUUUGAGGCAAGCUCGAUAUUGCCGAUUGUUAGCCAACACUGGGCCAUCAGCUGAGAAAAACCAUCCCCCACCACCCAACGAAUUUAAACAAAAAAAAAAAAAAAAAGCGACGCCGAUAGCUUUUCCUCGGAGCCAUUAAUCCUUCUCCACCAAGCCAGCACAGUGACCACUACGCGAUGAUUAAGCUGCAGCCACCGCCAGAUGUGGCCGGUGGCUACGACAAUUUUCGAUGCGGGGAGGUCUUCUUCAAUCCACCCGCCUCCUAUGACAUCUGCUGUUCGCUAUGCCACCAGCGUUUGUCGUUGGGCAGCUUUCCAGAACACUUCCGGAUGAUGCACAUUACUGGAAAUAGUAGCCCCGAAUCCACCAUCAAGCUGCAAAGCGAUCCCAUUGCCCAGGAUGUCAGCGAAGCUCUAGAUAACGAUGAUUUAAUCGACGAGCAUGUGGAGGAGCCAAAACAGGACAUGGUGCAAGAGAAUGCUCCUCGCCAACGUCAUCAGCGGGCGGCAGCGAUGAAGAACACCCUGGUUGAGACUCGAGAGGAGUUACUAGACAUAGAUCUCGAUUGGACUGGUAGCGAGCAGCUGGAGAACGAUGAAACCCACGAAGAGGAGGAGGAUUCGGAUGAAGACGAGUCCGCCCAGGCAAGCAACGACACUAAGGACAUGCUGUUCCAGUGCGAUCAGUGUGACCGGGCGUACAAUACUAAGCGCAGCCUGCAGAGCCAUCGCCGUUUAAAACAUAUCGAAAACUCCGGCGGAGCUAAGGAUAAGACCGUUGGCGAGCGUAAAAGCAAAAAGCGGAAUGGCCCAAGAAAGGUGUACAAGUGCAACGAAGACGCCUGCAAUCAGACGUUUCGAACGGAACGCGAUCUGCGCGGUCAUCGGUGGAAGCACACGGGCAUAUUCUGCGACAUCUGCGGCAAACCCUUUACCCAGUCGGGUAACAUGAUGCGCCACCGUCAGCGGCACAGUGGAAUCAAGCCGCACAAAUGUCCAGAAUGCGACGCUACCUUUUACACACAGAAGGAGCUGUCCUCUCAUAGUAUUUGCCAUACGGGUCGUAUGCCUUGCAUUUGCGAGGUGUGCGGACGACCUUGCCGGGAUCGAGGCGUUCUCACCGCGCACAUGCGUCGACAUACGGGCGAAAGGCCGGCCAAAUGCGAAGUCUGCGGAAAGGCCUUUUAUAGUUUUCACGACCUCAAUGUUCAUGCUGUUUCUCACACCAGUUUGCGACCGUUUGUCUGCGAUGUUUGCGGUUCUACGUUCCAAAGAAAGAAGGCGCUCCGUGUCCACAAACUGCUUCAUUCGGAGCAGCGUAAGUACGCCUGCAAGCUAUGCGGCAAGACCUUUGCUCAAUCCGGAGGUCUCAAUGCCCAUAUGCGCAGUCAUGAUCCGGGGAGAGUAAAAGGAGCAGUGAAGCCACUGCCGCAGUCGGUCACCAUCGAGGUGAUUAAGGGCAGUAAGCCACCCACCACCACCAUCACCAUGGCCAUCGACCUCAAUGUAGAAAAGCAGUUGGUUACGCAAACCGAAAACGCUGCCGCAACUUGGCGUCUGGCUAACUGAAUAGAUAUUUAGGAUUGAUCAACUAAUAAGCAUAGUUAUUAAUUACAAAGUAAAGCUGAAUAAAGGCGGAGAUCAACUA
Messenger RNA from Drosophila eugracilis, 2093 nucleotides. Its product is annotated as zinc finger protein OZF. Lineage: Eukaryota; Metazoa; Arthropoda; Insecta; Diptera; Drosophilidae. The transcript has a single exon. Gene Ontology annotation, biological process: regulation of transcription by RNA polymerase II. Bases 623 to 2014 code for a protein of 463 amino acids. The record is from RefSeq and is a predicted model, not a curated record. Gene Ontology annotation, molecular function: RNA polymerase II cis-regulatory region sequence-specific DNA binding; DNA-binding transcription factor activity.